AUGAAGAGAGAGCCCCAGAUGUUCCAGCCAUCUCAGCCCACGCACCAGCCAACCUCCGCACUCUCCGGCCGCGAGUCGCGCUCGCACACGCCUCCUGCACGCCUCCGCCCGUGGACCCCCAGCUCUCGGGCCCCUCCCCUCACUCCGGCUCCCCCAACCCUCCCGCGGCUCCCUCUCCCCCAUUGUCUGGGGCCUCCCCGCGUCUCCCUGCCUCCUCCCCGCGCCGGCCCCGCCCCGGCCUCGGCGCCCCGCCCGCUGCUGCUGCUGUGGGCGGCCGCGGCGGGGCCAGGGGCAGGACAGGAAGUACAGACAGAGAAUGUGACAGUGGCUGAGGGUGGGGUGGCCGAGAUAACCUGCCGUCUGCACCAGUACGAUGGAUCUAUAGUUGUCAUUCAGAACCCUGCCCGGCAGACCCUCUUCUUCAAUGGUACCCGUGCCCUGAAGGAUGAGCGUUUCCAGCUUGAGGAGUUCUCCCCACGCCGGGUACGGAUCCGGCUCUCAGAUGCGCGCCUAGAGGACGAGGGGGGCUACUUCUGCCAGCUCUACACGGAGGAUACCCACCACCAGAUUGCCACGCUCACUGUACUGGUGGCCCCGGAGAAUCCUGUAGUGGAGGUCCGGGAACAGGCGGUGGAGGGCGGCGAGGUGGAGCUCAGCUGCCUCGUUCCACGGUCCCGCCCGGCCGCCGUCCUGCGCUGGUACCGGGACCGAAAGGAGCUGAAAGGAGUGAGCAGCAGCCAGGAAAAUGGCAAAGUCUGGAGCGUGGCGAGCACAGUGCGGUUUCGUGUGGACCGCAAGGACGACGGCGGUAUCGUCAUCUGCGAGGCGCAGAACCAGGCGCUGCCCUCCGGACACAGCAAACAGACGCAGUACGUGCUGGAUGUGCAGUACUCCCCCACGGCCCGGAUCCAUGCCUCCCAAGCUGUGGUGAGGGAGGGAGACACGCUGGUGCUGACAUGUGCUGUGACGGGGAACCCCAGGCCAAACCAGAUCCGCUGGAACCGCGGGAAUGAGUCUUUGCCAGAGCGGGCCGAGGCAGUCGGGGAGACGCUUACGCUGCCCGGCCUGGUAUCCGCGGAUAAUGGCACCUACACCUGCGAGGCGUCGAACAAGCACGGCCACGCGAGGGCGCUCUAUGUGCUCGUGGUCUACGACCCUGGUGCGGUGGUAGAGGCUCAGACGUCGGUGCCGUACGCCAUUGUGGGCGGCAUCCUGGCGCUACUGGUGUUUCUGAUCAUCUGUGUGCUGGUGGGCAUGGUCUGGUGCUCAGUACGGCAGAAGGGCUCCUAUCUGACCCAUGAGGCCAGUGGCCUGGAUGAGCAGGGAGAAGCAAGAGAAGCCUUUCUCAACGGCAGCGAUGGACACAAGAGGAAAGAAGAAUUCUUUAUCUGACCCCACCUCCACCCCAGGCAUGGGCCUGGGCUGGGGUCCACCCCACUGCCAGCUGCAAAGACAUUUACCAGAGUCUGGGAUGGUGGGCUUCUCCCCCCACCACUAACACCUCAGACGCUUGGGCAGGGAUGGGGGUGUCGGAUGCCUGGGUCUCUGCAAGGGCCAGAAGCAAGGGCCCAGAGGUCUGGGUCCCCCAGGGGGGCAAGGGCCAAAGGUCCAGACUCCCAAGUCCAGGGAGGGCGGUAGGGAUUGGGUUGGGGGAAGAUAACUGGGGGAAGGCCAAGGCCCCUAGGCUGCAGAACCAGGUCUUG
Molecule: messenger RNA, 1703 nt
Organism: Physeter macrocephalus (sperm whale)
Lineage: Eukaryota; Metazoa; Chordata; Mammalia; Artiodactyla; Physeteridae
Gene: CADM4
Product: cell adhesion molecule 4
Exons: 10
Coding region: 1-1392 (463 amino acids)
Biological process (GO): regulation of Rac protein signal transduction; negative regulation of peptidyl-tyrosine phosphorylation; regulation of wound healing
Cellular component (GO): cell-cell contact zone
Molecular function (GO): vascular endothelial growth factor receptor 2 binding
Source: RefSeq, a predicted model, not a curated record